GAGCUCAGCGAUCUCAGCCGGGAACGUGCCCGGGCCGCUAUCUGGGGCUCGAUACAGAUGGCUGCCUCUGGCAUCGUGCCUACCCACAACCUUUUCCGGUCUGAGUGUUCAGGCCCAGGCGAGAUCUACACUCUCACUCCUCUCACUCCUUCCACCGUCCCUCUCCAGUGCGUACACGUUGGCCAAGGUGCGAUACCCGAUGCACUCGCCGACAUCCCUCGUGGCCUCCUGCCAAUUGACGAUCUGCUCGCGAAACUCAACAGUGUCCUUGGGACGUCGUAUACGCUCGACACCCCUGGUGUCCGUGACUGCUUGGAAUACGCGCUCGGCAGUUUGCACGAUUUCGGGGAGGUGUAUGGGACACUGCGCUCGGAGUGGUCGUGCUGGCGGGGGCCUGAAGACUCUGCCGCAGCACUGGCCAAGAUGAAGGAGCGUCGUGAUGAGGUUCAACAAAGGCGGGACAAUGCCAUUCGCGGUCACUCCAUCCAGAACUCGCAAAUCCCUCCUCGACGUGUGUGGGACCUGUACAGCAACCGAGUCCUCCCAUUCCAUGUCAUGCCUCGGACAGAUCACGAGGACGACGGUUGGUUGCCCGAUGACCUGUGGACGGUGUCACACAGCUGGGUCCGCGAACAAGACCGCGAGUACGUCAUGACCGUGAUCAACGGACGCCGAUGGUGCGUGACGAUUCCGCGCGGCACAUCCCUCGACCACAUCCGCAUCGAGCUACUCAACAUGGGCGCCAGAUACGUUUGGCUCGACGUCCUCUGUUUAUGGCAGGUGGGCAACGUGGACGACGACGAAGCUCGGCUCGAGGAAUGGGAGCUCGAUGUACCCACCAUCGGCCACAUCUACCGUGAGAGACCGUGCAUCACGUAUUUCAACGGCUUGGGGUUGCCGUUCGAUUCGUCGCCAGCAGUUGUCGAGUCGGACUGGCACUGGUUCAAUCGCGUGUGGACCGUGCAGGAGACGCGGAAUACCUGGCUGCCCGGUGGGCUCACUGCGACGCCUCACGUCGAUAGCCCAGGGUUCUUUUCUCGGCUGCGGGGCGUCUUGCAAAGUCUGGAGAUAUUCGAUGCCAUUCGAGCCAUCAGGGAUCGCCAUUGCACCACCGAACUCGACAGGGUCGCCGGUCUCGCUUAUUUCCUGCGGUGCGAGACGCUGCCGCUCUAUUAUCAGUCGGCUUCCUCAGAGUCUGCAUGGACAUUGCUCAUCAAGCACAUGCAUCCAUGGUGGUGGCCAGCCCUUUUCUGCCAAUACGAGUCUGACGUGCCGUUUGGACUCUUCGUCUCAUGGGCCACGUUCCUCGGAGAGACGUCACUACCGGCGCUAGAGUACUUUGAGCCACGUUUGGAGCUGGUGGAUCCUCUGGACGUUCACACCAAUGAGCCAGGGCAGUAUUGCCAAACCCUAGUACCUGCCACCGAGCCGUGCUACAUUGUAUCCCCACCCAAUGACACGCACCAAGGCACCGGACCACAAGCGCUCCAACUCCACUUCUACGACCGCGCUGAUCCUAUUACUGUGCAAGUCUCUGCUACCAGUACACAUGGAUGUCUUGUUCCACAUGUUCCCUAUCGCUUUCUCACUUGUGCCAGGCGGCUCUCGGGCAUAGCGGCCUGGGUUGCAGUUGAAGUGGUUGGAGAGCGGGACUUGCGAGGCAAGAAAGCGCUUGAGGUGAUCAAGUGGGGUGUCAUUCUUAUGGACAUACGCAAGGACGAGAGACUCAGGAAGCUAGGAUUAGGGAGUAAAAAGACGACGGUGGUUUACUUGUCAAGUGAGGAGGCCCUGGCCAGGAGCGGGCACGUCGACAAGUACGUGGGGGCAUUUAACAUGGCGAGAGAGAGCCGGAAGGCGCAGAACGAGCCGUAAUGUAUUUAGCGAUGUGCAGCGAGAGUGUAUAUCACAAGGUCUGA
Molecule: messenger RNA, 1916 nt
Organism: Phanerochaete carnosa HHB-10118-sp
Lineage: Eukaryota; Fungi; Basidiomycota; Agaricomycetes; Polyporales; Phanerochaetaceae
Exons: 2
Source: RefSeq, a predicted model, not a curated record